GCACGGCGUCGGCACGCCCGGCCCUCCAGCGCGAGGAGCUCUGAGAGCUGAGCGCGAAGACUGCGCCGGCGAGUUCCGCAGGGCUAGUGUAGCACGGUGCCCGGAUUCUCGCGUUUGGCCGAGCGAUGUGCCCGGGUGUCAGGGCGCGGGAACCUGGGCUCAGGUGAAGCUCUGGGAAAGGACAGCGAGGCGGCGACGAGAUGCAAGCAGAGGAGCCCUGCGCCCCCGGCGCUCCUGGUGACCGCGGUACCCAGAGAGACCAGCGCGCACCCAGCCCAGAUCCGCGCCUGUCUAGCCAGCUGCUACCGGAGCUGUACACCUUUGCGGCGCGAGUGCUUUUCUACCUGGCUCCCGUCUACCUAGCCGGCUACGUGGGGCUCAGCAUAACCUGGCUGCUGCUCGGCGCUCUGCUGUGGAUGUGGUGGCGCAGGAACCGCCGCGGGAAGCUUGGGCGUCUGGCGGCCGCCUUCGAAUUCCUGGACAACGAACGCCAGUUCAUUAGCCGCGAGCUGAGGGACCAGCACCUGCCGGCCUGGAUCCACUUCCCGGAUGUGGAGCGGGUCGAGUGGGCCAACAAGAUCAUCUCUCAGACCUGGCCCUACCUGAGCAUGAUCAUGGAAAACAAGUUCCGGGAGAAACUUGAGCCCAAGAUCCGGGAGAAGAGCAUCCACUUAAGAACCUUCACUUUCACCAAGCUCUACUUCGGACAAAAGUGCCCCCGGGUCAACGGCGUCAAGGCACACACUAACCAGUGCAACAGGAGACGGGUAGUCCUGGACCUGCAGAUAUGCUACAUCGGGGACUGUGAGAUCAGUGCAGAGCUGCAGAAGAUACAGGCUGGUGUGAAUGGGAUUCAGUUGCAGGGCACGCUGCGGGUCAUCUUGGAGCCCCUCCUGGUGGACAAGCCCUUCGUGGGAGCUGUGACCGUGUUCUUCCUUCAAAAGCCGCAUCUGCAGAUCAACUGGACAGGCCUGACCAACCUGCUGGAUGCACCAGGAAUCAAUGAGGUGUCAGACAGCCUGCUGGAGGAACUCAUUGCUGCCCACCUGGUACUGCCCAAUCGUGUAACUGUGCCUGUGAAGAAGGGGCUGGACGUGACCAACCUGCUCUUCCCUCUGCCCUGCGGAGUGAUCAGAGUCCAUUUGCUGGAGGCCGAGAUGCUGGCUCAGAAGGACAGCUUCCUAGGGAUCCGAGGCAAGUCAGACCCCUACGCCAAGGUGAGCAUUGGCCUACAGCAUUUCCGGAGUAGGACCAUCUACAAGAACCUGAACCCCACCUGGAAUGAGGUAUUUGAGUUUAUAGUGUAUGAAGUCCCUGGGCAGGACCUGGAGGUGGACCUGUAUGAUGAAGAUCCCGACAGGGAUGACUUCCUGGGCAGCUUGCAGAUCUGCCUUGGGGAUGUCAUGACGAACAGAGUGGUGGAUGAGUGGUUUGUCCUGAACGACACAACCAGUGGGCGGCUGCACCUGCGGCUGGAGUGGCUUUCACUGAUUGCCAACCCAGAAGCUCUGAUUGAAGACCAAGGUGGCCUUUCAACUGCCAUCCUUGUGGUCUUCUUGGAGAGUGCCUGCAACCUGCCGAGAAACCCUUUUGACUACCUGAAUGGUGAAUAUCGAGCCAAAAAACUCUCCAGGUUCACCAAGAAUAAAGUCAGCAGAGACCCUUCCUCCUAUGUCAAGCUAUCUGUAGGCAAGAAGACACACAUGAGCAAGACUUGUCCCCACAGCAAGGACCCAGUGUGGAGCCAGGUGUUUUCCUUCUUUGUGUCCAACGUGGCAGCUGAGGAGCUGCAUCUGAAGGUUCUUGAUGAUGACCAAGAGUAUGCUCUGGGAGUGCUGGAGAUCCCCCUGUGCCAGAUUCUACCCUAUACAGACCUCACCCUCGAGCAGCGCUUUCAGUUGGACCACUCAGGCCUGGACAGCCUCAUCUCCAUGAGGCUGGUGCUUCGGUUCCUGCGUGUGGAAGAACGAGAGAUGGGGAGCCCAUACACAGGACCUGAAGCCUUAAAGAAAGGUCCUCUGUUCAUUAAGAAGGUGGACACCAACCAGGAACCCAAAGCCCCAUCCCAGGGAGAAUGCCCUGCAAAUUUGCCAUGCCCCCCAGAUCCUGCUUCUGAUACCAAAGAAACCUCCAAGAGCUCCAUGUCAGCCACCAGUGCCACUAUUGUUACCACUGAGCCCAUGCCCCAAGAGACAGGCUCAGAGCCCAAAGGGUUCUGUGAGUCCUUGGGGAAGAAGAAGAGUUCGGGCACCAUCUUCCUGACUGUCCCAGGCCCGCACUCUCCAGGGCCCAUCAAGUCACCCAGACCUCUGAAAUGCCCUGCCUCCCCACUCGCGUGGCCGCCCAAGAGGGUGGCUCCCAGCAUGUCCUCGCUCAACUCCUUGGCAUCCUCCUGCUUUGACCUGACAGAUAUCAGCUUCAACAUUGAAGGUGGGGAUCUCAGGCAGUGGAGGCUGGGUGAGAUUCAGCUCACUGUGCGUUAUGUGUGUCUGCGGCGCUGCCUCAGUGUGCUCAUCAAUGGCUGCAGAAACCUGACACCCUGUACCAGCAGUGGAGCUGAUCCCUAUGUCCGUGUCUACUUGUUACCAGAAAGGAGGUGGGCAAGUCGUAAGAAGACCUCAGUAAAACGGAAGACCCUGGAACCCCUGUUUGAUGAGACAUUUGAAUUUUUUGUUCCCAUGGAAGAAGUAAAGAAGAGGUCACUAGAUGUUGCAGUGAAAAACAGUAGGCCACUUGGCUCACACAGAAGGAAGGAGCUAGGAAAAGUACUGAUUGACUUAUCAAAAGAGGAUCUGAUUAAGGGCUUCUCACGAUGGUAAUUAUAUACCAUAUAACUUGGGAUUUGCCCAAAUGUAUGUGUCAAAAGUGUCCUGUCUCAGACAUAAGGGAUGAGGGAGACCUGUUCCUGGAACAGCUGCCAGUGACUGACCAAGGGAAGAUGCUUCUUUUAUGGGAAUAAAAAGUGACCCACACCAAAAGUGCCAAAAGCCAACACUACCUAAGCCCUUCUGGUCCUUCUGCCACCUCUGGUACUUUACUGCCUGGAAAUUUGUUCCUUUAUCUACUGUAGAACUAAAGUGUACUUUUCCGAUGGCAACAAUGUUAUAGUGAUAUACCUAAAUACUCUGAGUUAAAUACUCCAACGUGGGAUGGCCUGGCCCCAAACUCCAGCAUGUGGCUUCACUUUCAUAAGAAAAAGCAAACCGAACCCCGAGUCCAGGUCUGUAUCUCCACUACCACAGCAGAGCUCUAGAGACUGCUGCAGAGUGUUGGUGCCAGAAGAAAGGAGCUUCUGUCUCUCUCUCUCUCUCUCUCAGAUGGUUUGGCAAUUCUAUUCUACCUUUCUAAGAUGGCUGUUUAAGUAACAUUCAAAAGCAAAAUAUGUAAAUUGCACAAACAAGUUCCUCUUUUACAUUUCAAACUUUAUAACACCAAAUAUUCUGAUCCUCUCUGAUGUUAUUCUAGAGCUACUGUUGAAUUUAUGUCCUUUUCUCUUCACUCAGGCAACAGCUCCUGCCAUCAGUUUCCUAUUCCCCUCCCCUCAAUGCCUUCACUGCUGCUUUUCUGAAGAAUGGUAACAUCUUAAAGUUUGUUAUGUUAUUCUCACUUAUAUCCAUCAUUUCCUGUUUUCUACAAGAAUAAAACCCACUUGGGGCACCUGGGUGGCUCAGUGGGUUACAGUCUGCCUUCGGCUCAGGUC
Neogale vison (American mink) is the source of this 3700-nucleotide messenger RNA. RefSeq names its product extended synaptotagmin 3 (gene ESYT3). Gene Ontology annotation, molecular function: lipid binding. The transcript is spliced from 23 exons. The coding region runs from base 201 to 2819 and encodes 872 amino acids. Gene Ontology annotation, biological process: lipid transport. Lineage: Eukaryota; Metazoa; Chordata; Mammalia; Carnivora; Mustelidae. The record is from RefSeq and is a predicted model, not a curated record.